Molecule: messenger RNA, 5242 nt
Organism: Spirodela intermedia
Lineage: Eukaryota; Viridiplantae; Streptophyta; Magnoliopsida; Alismatales; Araceae
Source: the annotation of a GenBank genome assembly
AUGGAAGACGAACGAAAGAGGAACGAGGUCAAGACCCUACUGGAUGCCAUCAAGUCCUCAGAAGUGACUUCUCUCCCUGAUGUUUUGCUCUCUAUGCAUCAUGAUUCCUUCUGUUUGGGUUGCGUUAACUGUUCUCUCAAGAAAUGAGCGAUGUGAUGGCUGGUUUUCAGGUUUUUUAAGUGCUAGCUGAAGCAGUUCAAAUCCGUGUUUUUCUUCAAUGAAGUCUCUUACUAUAGCUUUGGUCCUCUCUUCCGUUGUCCUAGUUGAUGAAAUGAUGUUUCAGCUUUAGUUACCUGCUUAUUGUACGUAUUGGGCAUGUACUGUUACUGUUCGGAGUUGAAUCAGCAAUUACAGCCACAACAUUCGGUACAAUUUGACUCUUUUUUUCGAUCUUCCACGUAUUUUUUUAUGCCAGGAGCGCAACCUUGGUAGUGAUUGCCAUGUAAUGUAGAUGCUUGCCUUCAUCCCUGGGGUUUCGUCUUCCAGUUUUUGGCCGAGUAGUAAUCCUUCCUCAGAGUCAAUGGCUUGAGAUAAUUGGGUUGACAGGAUCGUAUGAAAUUCGCCUCAUAAACACUUCAAUGUGUCCUUGCAAUUCCGAUUCCGUUGCUCACUUAUCGUGUACGUCUUAAUAACUUUUAUGGCAUUUGGUAUUUGACGGUGAAUAUUCGUGUUACCUUCCUUCUUUAUCUCGUUCUUGCAGGUCUGGGAGGCUCGUAUCUCACUUGUGAACCAACUUGAAGAUUUGCGUAAUUCUGACGCAUCUAACUUGGUUCUUAUAAUCGAAUGCCUUCCAGUAUCCUCUAAAUUAUUCCCUUUACUGCUGCACUACGGAAUGAGCGUACGUUUGAGUGAUUUUUGAUAUGCGCCUUAAAUGAACCUAACUUUUUUUUGUCAUUCCUUUAUGUUUCGUUCAUUCUCUUGGCACUUGUGCUUAUGUGCCUUAUGAGAUAGCACCUUGAUUGUUCGUCCAGUGGAAUUGUACGAACGUAUGGAUUUUAGGUUACAUGGAAGUUUCCAGGCAUGGGAGGUCUAAAAAGACCGCAUUUGAGGACACAAGUUCUCACUAGUAUUUCAUAUCCAUAUUUUUCACUAUUAGUGCUUGCAUGGAGAACACUGAGACUUCUUUCAGAUCCGAUGAGGUAUGAAAUGAUCUUGUCUAAAUAAAUAAGAUCUAGAACUGGAACGAUUAAAAUUGUCCAUGGAUGGAGUGCCUAUCAUAUGUCUGAGGCAGUCACUCAACUUGAACAAAGUUACUUUGUUCCGCGUAUUCAGUUCACCUGUUAGUCCUAAAUGUAAAUGGGGGGUAAUCGCGUCAGCAUCCUCUCCUGCUUUCAACUAAUAGAGAGAAUGUUGUAACAAGCAACCUCCUCAAGGUAAACUGAGCUACAAGGCCAUGGAUGUUUGUUGUCAUUAUUUGGUGGAUUGACGUGGCCUUGGGUCUAUGAGGAUAUCCAUCUGCUAAUUUUCCUUCCAUAUUACAUUCUGUUGUUACCAUUUGGCUACCUUGAUAAGAUUUUGGACACUUUGGGAGGAUUCCAUAUGUUUGGGAAUUUCACAUUGUACGUUGAACAGAAAAAUAUUGAGUGUUGCUUCAAAAUGCUUGGAGAUAAAUACAUCUACUUGCCUAAGCCAUUUCCUCAUUCUUGGAACAAAGGUACUCGUAUGUUUCAAAGUUAAAUAUUUAACGAAUAAUACCUGUCAAUUGUAUCAUUCGUCCCUUUUUCUGCGAUUAUGUCAUAGAUGAUUGCUUAUGUUUUAGGCAAGCAUGUGGUGCAGGAAGCAUCUGCAAGUAACAUUAGUGUCAGAUGAGCAGACUCUGGAAGAAGAGCAUUUCAUAACUCUUUUGCAGGUAUGUAGCAAUAAUCUGGAAGAUAUAAUUAUAUAGCAUUAAUUGAAGACAAGUCCAUAGAAUUACAAGAGACAUCAGAUAAGAUGAAAAAAAAUUGGAAUAUGUCAGUCUGUGUAAGUAAUAUUUAUCGCCAGAAGCAUCCCAGAAAUUGCUGCAUGACUUCACUAUGCGUCAGUGUUUGAUUUUAUUUGGGUACAUAGCAUGAUAAUGAUGUAUCGGAUACUUUUAUGCCGCCCUUUGGGAAUAUCUCAGGGGCAUUUUGUUAUAGGCAAGGUGGUUUUUGUAGUAUUUUAGAUUAUUUCUGCGCUGAUCAUUUAUCCUUGUUAAUUGUCAACGUUGUGAAUCUUCAAGAUUGUCAACAUAACAUUCUUAACCCUCAUUCUUAAUUAGUAUCCACCUCCACGCACAUUCUGCCACUGAUAGAAAGCUUGUUCGGAGUCUUCUCUGUAAUCAAGCCUAAAUCUGGUUCAUUAAUUUCUUUCCAUUUAUAUGGCAUGGUCUGAUUUUCUCCUUUGUGUUGUUUUAUGAUUGCAGCAUAAGUUGGCGCUUUCUUUUUUCCCAGACUUAUUUUAUUUCAAUCUUCUACUUUGCAGUUACUGUUGGAUUCCCUUAGGUUCUCGUCUGCUACAAUUGUAGCCUUAACGAGACCUCCUUAUAUUGAAGAAAAGACCAGGAUGCUUAUGGUUGAGAAUUUUAUUUUGGAACAGUUGAACCUGACGAGGACCUCGAUUUCAGAGAUAAAGGUACCUUGCAACUGGUGACCAUUUAUGUGGAUUUAGGUGCCUGUUCUUUACCAUUUCCUUAUUCACGUUCUUCGUUACUGUCAAUUUCCCAGUCUUUGAAUCUUGAUUAUUUAGCACUGAAAACUACAAAGCAGUUUACUUCCAUAACGUGCUUGAAGCUUUUCUAUCGAACAGAAAUUUCAACACGUUUCUUCGGAAUUGGUCAAAGCGGUACAAGUCAUUUUGGAUGCUGCUGUUAAGCUCUGCAGAAGUUAUUUCGAAUCCAUAAACUUGGACGCCAGUGAGGUGACGGUCGAAGCGACGAAGAGCUUUGAGGACGACAUACCUAUGGAUUUUCCCUCUCACGUUGCUAAUGUGACUGCAUUCACGAUAGAAAAUCUACAUGAAUUGGGAAUCCUUGCAGCCGCGGGUGGGGGAAGCCUGGUGACAGUAUUAAACGUAUCAUGGAAAGGUGUCGUUUCUCUUCUGCAACUUGGCAAAAAGGUCUUGGCUGGCAAGGUGAAGAUAGGGAAUAUUAUUUUGACACUAGUUUCACUAGCCAGUGAGUCUCUGAGGCAUGCUGCAGAGGCAUGGUUUUCAUCCCACAAAGGCGAGCUUACUCUGCCUGAGGCUAAGAGAACAUUUCUUCCCAUUAAGUUUUACCUCAUCAAUGCCGUCCGGAUUUCGUCAGACCAUCCACAUGAGGCCAUGAAUGGUUCUGGGGAUAUAACUAAAUGCGUCUUGCUGAUAUCAUACUUCGGUGUUUUAUUUGCCAAAGAAGUUGAGAUGAGAGCCGCAAGUGAGGCAUUAGCAGAUCUUUUAGAGCCAACAUCUUUUCUUCUGCUUUAUGCCAUCUUAAGCUCAACUGACAUCUCGUCUGAGUCCAAAUCGCAGAUUUUGGACUGCUUGUUCACGGAUCAAAAUGAUUUUAGUUCUUUAUUCCCAGAAAAGAAUGGUUCUAUCAUGCAUCAACCCUCCUUUGAUGGAUCGCUAGCAGCAGAUCACGAUGAUCUCCCAAGAGCUGGAACACUAGCACUCGGCCGAGUCAUGCUUCUCCUGAAUCUUUUGAAGAGCUCUGCUUCCUUCAAAGAGGAAGUAACCUCCAUGAUCUCUAAGAAGCUUGGAUAUCUUCUGAACCUUUUAGUGACCGAGGAUGUCUACCCUUUUAUUCUCGUUUCGCACAUUCCUGUAUUAUAUGUGUAUGGAUCAAACAAGGGAAUAGCAUGGAAGCCCAUGCUUCAUUUCCUCUUACAUUCACUGAAAAUCUUCAUGAUCGCAGCGUCUUCUUCAAGCAUGGUUUCCAAAGAGGUGGAGGACUUCCUGCACCAAAAUCUCUUUCAUCCUCACUGUCUCUGCCUCGAGAUUGUUGUGGAGCUGUGGUGCUUCUUCAUGCGCCAUGCUGAGCCCGAGGUAUCGAAUCAGGUUUUCGACCACUGGAUCUCUCUUUUACAGGUGCUGGGAUCAUCAGAAGCAGCACUGGACCCGCUUUCUCCUCUUCGAAGGUUGGCAAGAUCCCUGUGCUCGGUCCUCACUCAUGCAGCACAACCCACUAUAGAUCAUGUCUACUCUUCUAUCUUUGAUGAUGGCAAAUCCUCUGUGUCCUCCACCAUUCGCAUCGCCGUGCUGACAGAGGGGUUCCCCCUGAAUUCCCUAUCUGGUAAUCUCAAGAGCCUUUCUGCUCAGAGCAUUCUUGGGAAUUUCCAAAGAUUCACUGCAGAUUAUGGAAAGUGUCUUGACCACGGGUCUUCUGCAACGUUAAGUUCUACGCUACUCGCCUUAUCAUGUGCCAUACGCUCUUCGUGAGUCCUUCCCCGAGUCCAUCUCUUCUUAAUUCGGUUCCCCAGCAAGCACACUUUGCUAACACUUUCCCCCAUUUUUCAGGCAGAUCGCCGACUGCGACAUCGCCGACGACUCGGCCAUCUCCCAGUUCUUAAGGCUCUCUCUUCGUCUGAUCCGCGAGUACAAGAAUGCAGACCGUGGGAGCCUCCUCGCUGCAGCAUUGGACCUCAUUUCAAGCAUGAAACAGUCAUAUUCACUUGAUGAGAUGAGAGACAUCGUCCGGGAGCUGCAGACCCUGUCCUCGACCCCUCUCCCCUAUCGGCUCAAGCCCCCCCUGGCCGCUUUCAUGGCGGACCUCUGCCACAUGGAGAUCACAGAGCGCGAAGAGGACCCGACAAGCGCGGCCGCGUGGGGCCUGUCCCAUAUGCUCCUCAGAGAACGGCACUGGGCAUUUCUUCAUCUGUCACUGGCCGGCUUCGGGUACUUCGCUGCGAGAACAUCCUGCACCCAGCUGUGGAGGUUCGUCCCCCACGACGCAGCUCUUUCGUAUGACACAGAUACAGGGAAUGAGCCCAGUGAGGAGAGAUUCAUGGCUCAGCUCAAGGCGUUUCUAGAGAGAGAGGCGACCCCCGUUGACCAGCUGGAUGAUCUCCGUAAAGAAGCCGCCUUGCUGAGGACCAUGGCGGAAGUCAACGAGAAGAGGAGCGAGAGGAAGAGGAAGAGGAGGAUUUCGGAGGAGAUUUCGAGUGGGAUCUCGAUGCUACAGAGAGGGUUGGAGCUUCUGAAGCGGGGGCUCUCCCGUGAUGACGGCGUGGGCUUCAAGGAGCACCUCUCUGGCCAGCUUUCUUCCCUUCAGGGCCUGAUACUCGGCCUCUCGGCCCUCUCCGAUUAA